Molecule: messenger RNA, 2194 nt
Organism: Sphaeramia orbicularis (orbiculate cardinalfish)
Lineage: Eukaryota; Metazoa; Chordata; Actinopteri; Kurtiformes; Apogonidae
Product: GTPase IMAP family member 7-like
Exons: 3
Molecular function (GO): GTP binding
Source: RefSeq, a predicted model, not a curated record
UGUCAAUCACAGACUGCAGUCCAGACCCAGACGCUGGAGCAGAUCAUUUCAUUGAAUGUGUUGAAGGAUGAUGGACAGAACAGCCAUGGCAUCUGAACUCAGAUUUCUAGUGUUUGGAAAGAGCCAGGAUGAUAACGUCGAACUCACCAACUUCAUCACGGGCCAAAAAGAAGCACCAUGUGGGAAACUGACCGUCAGCAAAGGACACUGGAUGAAGACACUGUUAACAGUCGUAGCCUACGAUAUCUUCAGCCCACAUGAGGAUGAAGUAAAACAGUGGAUAAAUGAAUGUGUUUAUCGAUGUUCACCAGGUCCGAACAUCCUGCUGCUGUUGGCGAACCCUUCAGACUUCACCAAAAACGACAGACAGAGGCUAAACCACAUCAUGAGUCUGUUUGGAGACGAUGCCUUCCAGUAUUUGAUGGUCGUCAUCACACAGAAUGAAACUGGAUGGAACCCUUCGCUCCAUAAACUCAAACAGGACUGCAGACCGAGGCUGCACAGGAUCAACCUUGAUGAAAAACAUCUUCCUGAGGAAGCUCGUCAAGAAAUAAUGGAAAAGGGAAAUAAUAUUCGGAGUCAAAACAAAGGCCGAUACCUGAAACUGACUGAAGCUCUGUAUUCUUUGGUGGAACCUAAACGUCCGAAGCCACCUCUGAACCUGGUUCUCUGUGGGAGGUUUGCAGACUGAAAGGCUUUAACUGCUAAUGCUAUUCUGGGACAAAGAAAGUUCGCUCCAAGUACAGAUUCGUCAGAGUGCGUCAAACGCCAGGCGGAGGUCUGUGGACGUCGGGUUUCUUUGGUGGAACUUCCUGUUCUCAGUGGAAAACCUCAAAAAGAUGCAAUGAAGGAAUCCAUCAGAUGUGUGUCGCUGUGUGAACCUGAGGGUGUCCACGCCUUUGUCCUGGUCCUACCUGUAGGUCCACUCACCAAUGAAGACAAAGAAGAGUUGAAGACCAUCCAGAACACAUUCAGAUCCCAAAUCAGCGACUUCAUGGUGAUUCUGUUCACUGUGGAUUCAGAUGCAACAGCUUCUGCAGUCGCUAACUAUAUGAGUAACAAAGAAGACAUCCAGCAGCUCUGUCGACACUCUGGUGGACGACACCACAUUGUCAACAUCAAGAACCAACAGCAGGUUUCUGGGAUUUUACACACUGUGGAACACAUGAGCAUCCAAGGAUCCAGAAGCUUCACGAAGGACAUGUGUCCUAAACCUCCAGUUAAUCGGGUUGCUAAACAUUCUUUUUUAAGACAGAAUCGUCCAAUAUUAAACUUUCAGCGGAAUUCUGCUCUGAAACCAAUAGGGGACGUGAAUCCACCUGCAGAGAGUCUCCGGAUGGUGCUGAUCGGAAAGACCGGAUGUGGGAAAAGCGCAACAGCAAACACCAUCCUGGGGGAGGACAAGUUCACGUCCAAAACUGCCUUAGGAUCAGUGACCAGAGUUUGCCAAAAGGCUGAAGGACACAUUGACGGUCGACCUAUCGCCGUCGUGGACACUCCAGGUUUGUUCGACACGACUCUGUCCAACGAAGACGUUCAAGAGGAGCUGGUGAAAUGCAUUAGCAUGUUGGCGCCUGGACCUCACGUCUUCUUACUGGUGCUGAAGAUCGGUCGCUUCACAAAGGAAGAAAAAGAAACUCUCAAACUCAUUACGGAGUUUUUUGGCAAAAAGUCUGAAGACUUCAUCAUCGUCGUAUUCACCAGAGGAGAUGAACUGAAAGAUGAAACGAUCGAAAGUUACAUAGAAGGAGACAAGGAAGGUUCUGUCAAGAAAGUGAUCGCAGAAUGUGGAGGAAGAUACCACGUCUUCAAUAACAACGAUCGGGAGGAUCGGACUCAAGUCAGUCAGCUACGAACCAAGAUCGAGAAAACGGUGAAGAAAAAUGGAGGUGGUUUCUUCACCUCCGAGUUAUUCCAAGAGGCCGAGGCAGCCAUAGAAAAGGAAGAGGAAAGAAUCCUGAAGGAAAAAGAAAAGGAGAUGGAGAAGCAGGAGAAAGAUCUGGAAAGAAAACACAAUGAAGAGGUGCAAGAAAUUAAAGAGAAAGUCAAACUUCUAAGACCAAAAUUUGAGGAAGAAAUAUAUCUGAGAGCGAAAGAAGUCAAAGAAAAGGAAGAAAAACUCAAGAGAGAGCAAGAAAAGACAAAGAAAGAACGAGAAAGACGAGAAGAAGAGGAAAGAAUCAAGAAAAUAGAG